This is a messenger RNA of Onychostoma macrolepis, 8552 nucleotides long. It is a transcript of the gene utp20, whose product is annotated as UTP20 small subunit processome component. Gene Ontology annotation, cellular component: nucleolus; small-subunit processome; 90S preribosome. The record is from RefSeq and is a predicted model, not a curated record. Lineage: Eukaryota; Metazoa; Chordata; Actinopteri; Cypriniformes; Cyprinidae.
UUCAAGAUGGUGGCCUCCUGAUACGGCAUGUGUAUCAACAAUUUCAAGCCAUUGAUAACGCAUUUUAUAUUUUAAAUCACGGGAUAUACAUAAUUUCUGUAUUUGGUGGUGUGAUAAUACAACAAAAUGAAGCUCAAAGCCAAGCCCCCGUCUCAUAAAUCAGAAAACACUUACCGCUUUGUCACGUUUUCUGAGAGGCUCGCAAAAGUAAACAUUGAUGUCAUUCAUCGCAUUGACAGGACUGGAAGUUAUGCAGAGGAGGUAGAAACCUAUUUUUAUGAAGCCCUAUUAAAAUGGAAAGACCUGAAUUUGACAGAACACUUCAAGAAGUUUUUUCAAGAGGUGUCAAGCAAGAGUCAGUCAUUCAACAUGCUGGUGUUUCACCAAAACGCUAUCGUGGAGAGUUUGAAGACCUACCUGUCAGUGAAGAACAUGGCUGUGCAGCCUCUUCUAGAUCUCGUAGUUCAGCUGGCUCGUGAUCUCCAGAUGGACUUUUACCCUCACUUCUGCGACUUCUUCGUCAUCAUCACGUCUGUACUGGAAACACAAGACACUGAGGUGUUGGAAUGGGCCUUCACGAGUCUGUCAUAUCUGUACAAAUACCUGUGGAGGAUGAUGGUGAAGGAUAUGGACAAGAUAUACAGUCUUUACAGUAAACUUCUGGCACACAAGAAGGAACACAUCCGCAACUUUGCUGCUGAGAGCUUCUCUUUUUUGAUGAGAAAGGUGUCUGAUUAUGAUGCUCUCUUCACACUCAUGUUCUCCAACCUGUCUGAGAGCCCUCAGAAGGCCAGAGGAGCAGGUCAGCUGAUCUUUGAGAUGUGCCGAGGAGUCUGUAACAUGUUCCACUCCUGUGCCACCAAGGCUCUUCCAGUGGUGUUGCAGAAACUUGGCCCAGCAGCCGGUCAGGACAUUGAUUUACCUUGGGAUUCAGUAAAAGAAACUCUGGAUCACAUGGCUGAGUCUUCAGCCAACUAUGUUGACAAAGAGCACCUGCUGGUCCUGUGGGAUGCCUUACAAGUCUCUCUAAAAGAAAUUCUUGGAAAGUUAGAGACAAGCAAUGCUGAUCAAGCUAAUGAGCACCUGGAGAGGAUUCUGUACAUCUACCACACACUUGUGGAGCAUCGCAAAGGAGCAAAGAUAACAAAACCACAGUCUGUUUGUGAGACACUUCUUCAGCUUGCUCAGGCACCAGGACUGUCCUACUCCUGCCACAGGCUGCUUUUACAAGUGGUCUCUGCUCUAUUGAUGGGGGAGAAUCUGUCAUUACCUGCAAGCAGCAUCCAUGAACUACUGAAAAAGGUCUUCAAUAGCAGCAUGGACAGAGACCUCAUAUUAUCAUUUACCAAAGAGAUGUUUGACAUGAAACAGUUUGAGCAGUUGCUCUUACCCAGUUUGCUGCAGUAUCUGGAGCAGCUCUUCUGCAUGGAGGACUCUGUAAACCGACAGCUGGCUCUGGAGCUGCUGGUUGGUCUGAUUUUGUCGAAAGCUCCACCCCCCACUGACGGCUCCAUGGCUUUUGAGAAGUACCCAUUGAUCUUCACUGGACAGACUGUCAGGUCAACUGGACCUGAAAGAGACCAGGCAGUCUCUGUUCCCCAGCAGAUUCUUUCUCUCAUAGACAUCUCUGCCGAUCAGCCGCUGUCUGAUCUUUCCCAUCCCUGGGCUGCACUGGUGCUGCUCCCACAUGUCAGACCGUUAGAAGCAUCAAGCGUUAUACCGGCCAUCACUGCACUACUGAACAGAUUACUGCAAGAGGUGUGCAAUGAAACUCUGGGGAGAGGAGGGCUAUUUGUAGCCCGACAGGCUCUAAGCACCCUGCUCAGCUUCAAGGAGACGGCAGCAGUAGAGUCGCUCCUGCCUGCAGAGUUGGUCAGAAACAUCAUCGAGAAAUUCCCCAUGGAUCUGUCAGCGCUGCUGUUAGGAGAUCUGUACUACACCAGACUGGCACUCAAUGGCUGCUCGGCUCAGCUGUCCCAUGAUUCUCUUCUGGAAUUGUACCAGAUACUACAUUCCAAUUUUUCUUCCAACAUUUCCAAGAUUCGUUUGCUGACCCUCAGAAUUAUGUCAAAUUUUGAGGCUGAUCUUCCGAAACCACCAGAGGGAGAGGAGAGCUCAAAUGCGCAGACGGUGUUCGCCGUGUGUCUGCAGGCAGAGCAGGUCCCGGCCACAGUGCAGGACUACAGGGAGAAACUGCUACACCUUCGUAAACUCCGUCAUGACCUGGUGCAGCCCUGUCUGCCCAAGGGACCUUUCCAUGAGGUUCCUCUUCGUUAUCUUAUUGCAAUGCUGUUUGUCAAUUUCCGACCUCUCUGGGAUGCAGUUAUUGAUCUGUUGGUGACCCACGCUAAAGAAAUGGACAACAAGUCUUUCUGGAAGGUCUAUUAUGAACAUCUAGAGAUGGUUGCUGGUCUAGCUGAGGAAGAGCUUCAGGCAGAUGAUGAUGAAGAUGAUGAUGAGGAGGGAGGCAGUGAACAACAUCAAGCCGCAAAGCAGCUUCGAGGUCCAGGGACCAGUGUGAUUGAAAGCGGGGAUGUGGGAGUUUUGUUUCUGGAACUGCUGGACCUUGUGCUGAAUCCCACUGAGCGGACAGACUUCACAAACUUCCGCGGCCUGCUUUGGCGAGUAAUGGCCCAGUUUCCUGACAGAGUGGAGCCACGCAGUAGAGAGCUCAGCCCAUUACUGCUGCGCUUCAUCAGUAAUGAGUUCUACCCAGCUGACCUGCAGAUGGCUCCCACACAGGACCUCAUAAAGAAGAACAGCUCCUCAUCAGAGCAGGAAAUGGGUGAAGAGGUAGAUGCUGACAUGGAAGAAAAGGAAGAAGAUUCCAAACAACCCAAGAAGAAGAUCCCUAGAAAAGCAGCAGCCAAGCAGCUCAUUGCACACUUGAAGGUCUUUUCCAAAUUCUCCAACCCAAAAGCUUUAUAUAUGGAGGCAAAACUAAUUGAACUGUACACCCAACUUCUGUGCCAUAAAGACCAACAAAUCCAGAAAAUAGCACUGGACUGUUUGAUGACAUACAAAGACCCAAACAUUCUGCCUUACAAAGAGAAUCUGGAGAGACUUCUGGAUGACAAGCACUUUAAAGAUGAGAUUAUCCAUUUCAACAUCUCAGAAGAAGGAACCGUGGUACUUCAGUCGCACAGACCCCAACUCAUUCCCAUGCUUAUGAGGAUACUGUAUGGGCGGAUGUGCCCUAGGGUUGGUAAUAGGUUUCAGGGUAAGGCGAACACAGCUUCACGUUCCUCCAUAGUGCUGCGCUUCCUGGCAGGCUGUCAGCCAGAGGAGUUGGGCAUGUUUAUAGAUCUUCUGCUGGAGCCUGUUUGUCAUCAUGCUGAAGGAUCGUGUCUGGCUGCGGUAGAACAAGCUGUAGCCGAGACGAACCUGUCUGCUGUUCUCCCUCUGGGUCGCCAACACAGCCUGCUCAACACCAUAGAAAUGCUCAUCCAUAAAAUGGGCCAUCUCAUCCACAUCUACCUGCCCAAAGUUCUGCAGAUCCUGCUGUGCAUCACUGCCUCAGUGUCAUUUAUACUGGAUCACAGAGAGCAGCUCAAGCCCGGUUGCAUCAAUCCUCUGAAGAACUUGCGGCGUCUGGGGAUUCUGCGCAUACAAGACUUCUUUGAUGACUUUGAGUCUUACAGCUUCACUGCAGAUGAGCUGGACGCAGUGUUUCAAGCUGUGGUGUGGCCUAAGAUUUGUCUUCUUCCCACUGAAAGCCCGUAUUCACCAACGCCCCUUCUAAAAGUCAUCCGUGUGUGGAGCCAAAAUCCUAGGUAUUUUCCUUUGCUUGCUAAGCAGAGAACAGGCCACCCUGAGUGUGAUGUCCUGCGCAAUGUAUUUGCUCUGUUAUCCUCCAAAAACGUGUCUGCCAUCACGACGGCCAUGGUGAUGGAUAUAGCCGAGAGCUUGCUGACCACUCCAGACUAUGAGCCCAAGGAGAAUGAAUCAGAUCUGAUUGUGAACAACUGUGUGAUCCCUGAACCCGAUCAGAGCUGUGACGUAUCAGAUUCUUUGACUAUCGGCUGCCGUCUGCUCCUUCCUCACAUCCCAGCACUGCUGCAGUACCUCAGCACAGUCGUGCGUAACUCUGAACGCCUCAAGAAGAAGAAAUUCAGAGCUCAAGUCAGCAAAGAGCUCAACAUCCUCUCAAAGAUCAGUAGAUUUGUGACUGAAAAAGAACAGAGUUCAACACUCAUUGGUUUGCUUCUGCCUUACCUUCCCAAACUCAAAACUGCUCAGGAAACAGAGCUGGAUAUCCUGGGUACGGUGAAGAACCUGCUGAGACAGUGUUCAGAGCCCAACAUGUUCCUCAAGCCUCUCAGCAAGCUUUUGUCCAUCAUCCACAACAGACUUUCACGUCAGGCUCUGUGUGAAGUGUUUCAGACUCUGUCAGACAUGGAAGCUGAACUGAAGUACAUCACAGACGUUGUGAUUCAGCUCAACGCGUUUGAUAGCCGCCAUUUGGACGAGAUUCACUUUGACGUGCGUCUCGUAGCGUUCCAGAAGGUCACCAAGCACGUUAAAGAGAUGAGCACUCUGGAUAUGAGAUACCUGACUGCUAUCAUGCACAACUGUUUCCAUUCUCUAGAGAUCGGUGACAUGUCUCUGGCAGACAGCGCCACCAUGUGUUUGUCAGCCGUAAUAACGCAGCUCUCUGAAGUUGGAUGCCCUGAGGCAGAAUACAAGGAGAUUGUGCAAUACAUGAUACUGGAUGCAAUACGAAAGGGUUUGAAGAGCAAGACUGAGAGUGUACGAAAUGAUUACACUACAGUUCUGGCCUGCCUGGUGAAGACCUUCCCAAACCGAUCAGAGUUUCGUGAUCUGGUGCAGCUGACGGACUAUAAUGAUCCCGAGUCAGAUUUCUUUGAGCAUAUGAAGCACAUACAGGUUUACAGAAGGGGUCGAGCGCUCAGGAAGUUCGCCAGGCAGCUGACCGAGGGCAAGGUUGUGAUGUCAUCGCGCUCCAUGCAGAAUUACAUCAUGCCCUACGCCAUGAUCGCUCUAGUUGACGAAAAACUGCUGAAGUAUGAACCCAUGACAACAGCAGCCGUAGAAGUUAUUGGUGCCGUGUGCAGACGCUUGACCUGGUCCAAGUACUUGUUCUACCUCAAACACUUCGUCCAUAUUUUGCAAACCGGAAUAGCUGAGCAGAAACUGGCUGUCAGCAUGUUGCUGACUGUUCUUGAUGCGUUCCACUUUGACCAUGAGACUCUCAGUAAAGAAAUCGAGGCAGUCAAGAACAAGAAGACAGAGCCCAGUGUUGUGGUGGAAGCAGCUGAAGACGAGGCAGCGGAAACCAUGGACACGGAUGAGAGUGAUGCUGAAGAUGCCAUGGAAACCGAUGAGGCUGGAGCAGCUGUUUCCACAGCCACAGUUGCUGAGACGGAAGGCCCUGCCAAACCAAAAGAAAGCAAAGCGAGUCAGAUGAAGAAAGUUCCCCCUGUCGUCAGCAGUGGUCUUCCACAGAGUGAACGGGGUCUAGAGGCGCUCAUUUCCAGCAUUCAUCACACGGUCACUCAGAGCGUCCUGCCUAAACUUCACAAGUGCCUCACUGCAAAGGUUAAACGAGAUGACGAGCACAAGAUGGUGAAGUCUAAGGAGGUGAAAGAUGAAGAAGUGGUCAGAGUGCCUAUUGCAUUUGCCAUGGUUCAGCUCAUGAAGUCUCUGCCAAAGGAGGUCAUGGAAGCCAACUUGCCUGGCAUCUUCCUGAAAGUGUGCGUUCACCUGAGGAGCCGUUUCCAGGAGAUCCGUGAUGUCGCUCGAAACACUUUGGUGAAGAUCAUAGAGACGCUUGGGCAUCAGUACCUUCAUUAUCUGCUCAGCGAGAUGCAGGCGGUCUUAGUGAAGGGGUAUCAGGUCCAUGUUUUGACCUUCACUGUGUACCAUUUGCUCUCUGUCCUAAAAUCAUCCUUGACCGGAGGAGAUCUCGACCCAUGCAUGGACAUGCUCAUCACGAUCUUCAACAACGAGUUAUUUGGAGCUGUUGCUGAGGAGAAAGACAUCAAAGGAAUCGUUUCUAAAGUGAUGGAGGCCCGUCACAGCAAGAGCUCAGACUCGUACGAGCUUCUUGGCCAGUUCUGCGGUCAGGAGCGCGUCAUUCACCUCAUCCUGCCACUCAAAGAGAUACUUGAGAACACAGCCAGUCUGAAGGUGUCGAGGCGAGUGCAUGCUGUGCUCAGGAGGAUUGUGGCGGGACUUUUGCUCAAUCAGAGCAUGAGCCCUCAGUCCAUCCUACUGCUCAGCCACGGUCUCAUCAGUGAGAGUCUCCCGCUCAUUACCAGCAAAAACAAAGAGAAGCAGCAUCUACCUCCAGAUCCUCGCCUGCCGCCGCCAAGUUGUUUACUGCUGCCGGCCACUCCUAAGAGAGGAGGCGCGAGACCUGCCAUUAGCAGCAGAACAAACAUGCACAUCCUGGUGGAAACGGGUCUCAGUCUGCUUCACUGUAGUCUGAAGAGUUCAAAGAUCAACUCAUCUGUCCUGUCAGUAAAGGAGAUGCUGGAUCCUUUCGUUUCUCUCCUCCUGGACUGUCUGAACUCUAUGCAUGUGAAGGUGAUUACAGAGGCUCUGCAGGCCUUCAUCUGGAUCCUGAAGUUUCCUCUGCCGGCGGUGGAGCAGAAUUACGACCAGCUGACCAAGCAGCUCUUUGUCCUGCUGAAGGACUACGCUAAAGCUGGAGCCGGCCGGGGAGAGAACUUCCACCUGGUUCAGAACUGCUUUAAGGCCAUUUCUGUUUUGGUGAAGAGCAUGACAAAACCUGUAACAGAAGCACAGCUGCAAGUGCUUCUGGGAUAUGUUGAGGAAGACAUUUAUGAUCGCUCGCGGCAAGCCACCGCAUUCGGCCUCCUGAGGGCGAUUCUCUCCAGGAAACUGGUGGUGCCGGAGAUGGAGGAUGUUAUGAAAAAAGUGGCCAAGUUUGCCAUCGACGGGUCAAACGAACAGGUCCGCAUGCGCUGCAGACAGAUCUAUCUGAAGUACCUGAUGGACUAUCCACUGGGCAAGAAACUGAGGAGACAUUUCGACUUCAUAGUUGCUCAGCUUACUUAUGAAUAUGACACUGGAAGACAGUCUGCCCUGGAGUUAAUGGCUUUCAUUUUCCAGAAAUUUCCUCAGGCUCUAUUGCAUGAGCACUGCGGUUUGUUUUUUGUGCCUUUGUCGUUGGCCAUGUUGAAUGAUGAUUCUGCGACCUGUAAGAAAAUGGCGGCUCUGGCCAUCAAGUCUUUGCUGAGUCAGUUGGAUUUGCAGCGUCAAAAUUCCAUGUUUAACCUGGUUAACACCUGGCUUACAGCCGAGAAGGCGGCUCUGAGGCGACUCGGAGCUCAGGUUUGUGGGCUGUUUGUGGAAAUUGAAGGGGAAAAGUUCAACCGGAGACUGGACGUCCUGAUACCUCUGAUUGAGAAAGAGAUCCAUGCUUCCAACUUUGAGGACAUUGAGGAAGAGGAGGAUGAGAAGGCUGCGGACAGACUGCUCUUCUGUUACCUCACGUUCGUCGUCAAGCUCAUCAAGGAAUGCAGCUUUUUGGAGCUUCACAAACCCGCAGACCUGCUCAACAGCAUCUGGAGUCAUAUUGAUUCCCAUCUGCGUUACCCUCAUUGCUGGGUCUGGCUGAUGGCUUCUCAGAUCUUUGGCUUGCUGUUUGCUGCUCGUAAACCAGAGGAGCUCUUGGCCAUAUGCAGCUCUCAGGAGAACAUGAGUAAAACCACACAGCCUGUGGCCACCGCUUUUCUCAUAGACAACCUGUCUCAGAAGAUGAGAGAGCUGGUCCUGGCCUUCUGUUACCAACUGCAGUCCAAGUUCUUGGAUAUUUCUGCUGGAGAGCAGGUGGUCAAGAACUUACUUUAUGUGGCCAAAGUGAUCUACCUCAUCUCACCAGAGUCUGAUACCACAAAUCCAGCUGAAGAACAGGAGGGUGAGGAGAAAGAAACAACGGAUAACAUGGAGGAGAACGAAGGGGAGGAAGAAGAGGAGGAAGAUAAGAAGCAGGAGCUUGAGGAGCAACAGAAUGAGAACAAGCCUCCGUCUCUUCUCUGGGUGAUGAAGAAGCUUUCAUUACUGGCCAAAAGAGAAGCAGCAGACACACCAAAAGUGCCUUUGAAGAGAACUUGUGUUUUUAAGUUCUUGGGAGCCAUAGCUGUGGAUCUCGGAAAAGAUCGACUAGGACCGUAUCUGACCACUAUCAUCGCUCCUCUCUACAGAGAGCUGGACAGCACAUAUGCAGACCAAGACCCCACACUAAAGAAUCUGGCUCAGGAGUUGAUCGAGUUGUUGAAGAAGCUGGUCGGUCUGGAGCGGUUCUCUCUGGCUUUCGCAGCAGUGCAGAAAGCAGCCGCUCAGAGACGAGCUUCACGAAAGAAAGCCAAAGCCAUGCAGGCUGUUGUAAAUCCUGACAUUGCUGCCAGAAAGAAGGUUAAGAAGCAGUUAAAGAAAAACGAGGCCAAAAAGCGGAAAAUCGCAUUUGUGCGUACAGGACAUAAAGCAAAGAAACAUAAAGGCACAUCGCUGAAAGACUUGGCUAUAAUCAGCUGAUUAAUUUGCUGCUGUUUAAUGUUUCUUUG